Molecule: messenger RNA, 1235 nt
Organism: Toxotes jaculatrix (banded archerfish)
Lineage: Eukaryota; Metazoa; Chordata; Actinopteri; Toxotidae
Gene: chchd4a
Product: coiled-coil-helix-coiled-coil-helix domain containing 4a
Exons: 3
Coding region: 139-624 (161 amino acids)
Biological process (GO): protein import into mitochondrial intermembrane space
Cellular component (GO): mitochondrial intermembrane space
Molecular function (GO): protein-disulfide reductase activity
Source: RefSeq, a predicted model, not a curated record
AGGUCAGAGGGGUAACGGGGCCGCUGGACGCCGGGUAGCUUGUCAAAUGAAAUCCUCGCAGUUGUUAAGUAAUUUCUCUCACGCUGGUGAUCUUUUAUCGCAGAGGACGAAGCUCGACGGACAGAAACACCGGCAGACAUGUCGUACUGCAGGCAAGAGGGUAAAGAUCGCAUCAUCUUUGUGACCAAGGAAGACCAUGAGACACCCAGCAACGCUGAGCUGAUUGCAGAUGACCCCAAUGAUCCGUAUGAGGAGCAAGGCCUGAUCCUGCCAAAUGGAGACAUCAACUGGAACUGCCCGUGUCUGGGUGGCAUGGCCAGCGGACCGUGUGGCUCUCAGUUCAAAGAGGCCUUUUCUUGCUUCCACUACAGUAAGGAAGAGGUGAAGGGCUCCGAGUGCAUCGACUACUUCCGCAACAUGCAAGAGUGCAUGCAGAAGUACCCUGAGCUCUAUCCUCAGGAGGAAGAUAAAGAAAGCUCCACCCAAGCAGAGUCCGACACUGGUUCUGCCUCUGCUGCCCCGACUGAGGGCUCUGCCUUAUCCCCCGAAACUGACGCUACCCCAUCCACUUCAAAUCUCCCUUCUGACACCGUGUCACCUACAGACAGCCAGACUGUCAGCUAAGGUCAAUCAGUCAUCCACAGGCUCUUGUUCUUUGUGUGCAAGCACUGCCCAGCAUAAAUGACUCUCCACGAGGAGCUCUGAUUGGUUUCUUCUCCUGUUUAAGCCUACAGGGAGGGCUUAGACUGACAGAGCUCUGACACUCACAGGCAGUAUUUACGAAGGCCAUCAGAGGAGGACUUGGUGGACUUUGUGAAUGCAGAAAAACGUAGCAUAUGUACAAAAGUAUAGGCUGCUUUCUUUGCUACUCACUCAGAAAUCAUUGGAUGAUAUGAUUUAAUGACAGCGGGCCAAGCUAUUUGCUGCAGGGACAUUAGCUCAAAGACUCACUUUAUAUGCAAUAGGUAAAUUUAAUUUGCUGCGUGUUCUCAUGUCAAUCAGAAGAGUUGUUCAUAAUUUUUCUUUUCCUGUUAAUGACGAUUGGUUAAGGUUAUUACUUAGCACUUAGCAUCACUAAUUGUUCAAUUUGACAGAAAUCUGAGCAGUAAUCAAUAUAUAGUUUUGAUGUUCAGCUUUUCUUAGGAAUUCACCUCAACUCAAGGCAGUUUUCACAGUUUAACAGUUGAAUCCCUUUUGCUUUCCACCUCUUGAGAGACCAAAAACACAGGUAAUCU